AUGGGACAUGAAAACAUCACAGAAUUUAUCCUCCUGGGACUUUUCAGUGAUGAGGAUGCAAAGAUUGCCUGCUUUGUGCUGUUCUCGCUUUGCUAUAUUGCAAUUCUCUCCGGAAACCUGCUCGUUCUUCUCACCAUCAGGGGCAGCCGCCUCAGUGAACAGCCCAUGUACUUUUUCCUGAGCUACCUGUCUUUCAUGGAUGUCUGCUUCACCUCCACAGUGGCCCCCAAACUGAUCACAGAUCUGCUGGCCCAGCGGAAGACUAUCUCUUACAACAGCUGCAUGGCCCAGAUGUUUUAUGCCCACUUCUUUGGUGCCACUGAGAUCUUCAUCUUGGUGGCCAUGGCCUAUGACCGUUAUGCAGCCAUCUGCAGACCCCUUCACUACAUGGUCAUCAUGAGCAGACCGGUGUGCUAUAUCAUUGUGAUGGCCUCAAUUAUCGGAGCAUUCAUCCAUUCAAUCCUCCACGUAUUGAUUAUGGUCGAACUUCCCUUCUGUGGCCCCAAUCGGAUAGACCACUAUUUCUGUGAUGUUUUCCCCUUGCUGAAGCUGGCUUGCAUGGACACUAGCCUGUUGGUUAUUGUGAUCAUUACCACCACAGGAGUGAUGUCCAUUUUGACCUUUGUUGCCUUGGUAAUUUCUUACCUCAUCAUCCUGUCCACCCUGAGGACCCGCUCAUCCCAGGGCCGCCGCAAAGCCCUCUCCACCUGCGGCUCUCACGUCACUGUCGUGUUUCUGUUCUUCCUGCCCCUCAUCUUCACGUAUGUCCCCGUGGCCGAUUCUGUCAGUAACGACAAAGUUUUUGCCCUGUUUUACACCAUGAUUGCUCCCAUGUUCAACCCUCUCAUCUACACGCUGAGAAACACAGACAUGAAGAACGCCAUGAGGAAAGUGUGGUGUUGGCGCAAACGUUCUGAAGGGAAAUGAAGUCUCUGGUGUUCAAACCCUUUCCUGGAUCUUUCUAUCUACAGAAUCCUCAUGUCAACAAAUACAACAGGUGCAGUG
Neofelis nebulosa (Clouded leopard) is the source of this 1005-nucleotide messenger RNA. RefSeq names its product olfactory receptor 4P4-like. Gene Ontology annotation, molecular function: olfactory receptor activity; G protein-coupled receptor activity. Gene Ontology annotation, biological process: G protein-coupled receptor signaling pathway. Lineage: Eukaryota; Metazoa; Chordata; Mammalia; Carnivora; Felidae. The record is from RefSeq and is a predicted model, not a curated record. The coding region runs from base 1 to 927 and encodes 308 amino acids. Gene Ontology annotation, cellular component: membrane. The transcript has a single exon.